Messenger RNA from Drosophila eugracilis, 707 nucleotides. Its product is annotated as mitochondrial pyruvate carrier 2. Lineage: Eukaryota; Metazoa; Arthropoda; Insecta; Diptera; Drosophilidae. Bases 187 to 696 code for a protein of 169 amino acids. Gene Ontology annotation, biological process: pyruvate import into mitochondria. Gene Ontology annotation, cellular component: mitochondrial inner membrane. The record is from RefSeq and is a predicted model, not a curated record. The transcript is spliced from 4 exons. Gene Ontology annotation, molecular function: pyruvate transmembrane transporter activity.
AAAAGCUCAGUUGUAGAUGGGCGCUUCGUUGGAGCUGUUGUGCCUUAGAUUUUAAUAGGCACUCUGCUCCCCAACUUCAACGAGAGGAACUUUAUCUCAUCCCCAAUCGACUAUUAUUCUAGCACAUUUAAUCAAUCACCCUAUAUACAACAAACUCUUGAUUAUAGGAAUAAUCUCCUGUUCGGAAUGUCAGCCUCAACUCCACCUCCUCCCUCAACUGCUCCAGUUUCGACCGGAAAGGGUCUUCAUUCCAGGGCAUAUAAUGGACUUAUUGGUGCCUGUGAUAAAUAUGUGCCUGCCAAAAUGCGACCACUAUGGAUGCACCCAGCAGGUCCCAAGACAAUAUUCUUUUGGGCACCUCUCGUUAAAUGGAGCCUCGUUAUCGCUGGCCUAAGUGAUUUGACGCGUCCUGCGGACAUGAUUUCACCCAACGGAUGUCUGGCUCUUGGCGCCACGAACCUCAUUUGGACUCGCUACUCCCUGGUUAUCAUACCAAAGAACUAUAGCUUAUUUGCAGUGAAUCUCUUUGUGAGUCUGACGCAGCUCUUCCAGUUGGGAAGGGCCUAUAACUACAGAUGGGAGCAAUCGAAGCUGGAGAAGAAUGGCGCGGAAAACCAAAAUCCAUUGAAGCUAGUUUGUAGUAGACAAUGUAUGCAUUUUUUAGAUUUCUUUAAAAUAAAGAAAAUUAUUUUCUAGUCUAAAUUAAA